Molecule: messenger RNA, 2585 nt
Organism: Oryzias latipes (Japanese medaka)
Lineage: Eukaryota; Metazoa; Chordata; Actinopteri; Beloniformes; Adrianichthyidae
Gene: col26a1
Product: collagen, type XXVI, alpha 1
Molecular function (GO): protein binding
Source: RefSeq, a predicted model, not a curated record
GGAUAUUUGACUCCUUGCUCUCGGCACGAUGUCAAACGUCAGAAACCAAACAUAUUCUAUAGGAAGGAAGAGAAAGAGACUGAAUGUCAUUCAUGUCGGGCAUUUGGGGGCGCCAGCACGAAGACUAACGACUAGCUCGUUAAGUUAACAGUUUCAUUGGGGUUUUCUUUUCUUUCAUUUUGCAUUUCUUUCAAAGAAGGAUUCACGCGGGACCCAUCAGCCUCAUUGGACUGCUUCAGCUGAGAUGAUGAGCUUGUCUUGCCUUUACGCGCUGUUCGUUUGGAUUAGUUUAGUGUAUCCUGCGCUUGGAACUGGGUUUGUCUAUCGCUUCCCAGGCAUCACAAUCCAGCGGCAGCGCAUCAAGUCGGAACACAGCAGCAGCACGGGACCACCCGGUACCGGGUCACGUAGGAACUGGUGUCAGCACACUGUUUUCAAGACAGUGACCUGCAAAGUGCACAAUGGGACAGAAAGCUCAGUGCAGAGAGUGUUUCAGGGCUGCAGAUGGCCCGGACCAUGUGCCAAAGUUAUCAGCUACAGAACUGUCAUCAGGCCAUCCUUCAAGAUUGCGUACAAGCAAGUCUCUGCUGUGGAGUGGAGAUGCUGCCCGGGAUUUGUUGGAGAGGAGUGCCGUGAAGAGUGUAUGAACUGCACUACUUUCAGUGACAUCAAUGGGAGGAUUAACAACAUCGAAUUAAAGGUGAAACUCCUGGAAGAGGAACGUUCUUCUCUUCCAGCACUUCGCCGAUUACCAUAUGGCUCAGUGGAAAAUGAAGUGGACCCUCCUCGACCCACUUCUGUUGGACCACCUCCAUACCUGCCUGCAGUUGCUGGCAGAGGGCCUCCAGGGCCCGUUGGACCUCCAGGGCGUGCAGGUUCCACAGGAUCUCCAGGUCUUCCUGGAAAGGCAGGCCUUCCAGGACCUAUGGGGCCCAAGGGGGACAGAGGUUUGCCAGGAGAAAUUGGUCUUCCUGGCCCUCCUGGUCCACCAGGCCCUCCAGGGUCUGCUUCUUCUCCUGUCCAAAUCCGAGGAGACGUUUUUCAUGUGGAACCUUCUCAAGAGAACCCCAUCCGUUCAGCCAUCCCUCCUCCUCGGAUCACAGUUGGUCCUCCUGGUCCAGCAGGUCCUGUUGGUCCCUCAGGCUCCCCGGGAACACAAGGCCCUGCUGGAGCCCCAGGACUCCCUGGACAAGAUGGCAAGGAAGGGCUUCCAGGCAGGCCUGGCAGUCCAGGGCCUAAAGGAGAUCCAGGGGAAGCGGGGCCCCCAGGUGCAACAGGGGAGCAAGGCCUACCAGGAGCGUCAGGACCAAAAGGAGAGCCGGGAGUGAGCCUGAAUGAUGGAGAGGCCAUUCAACAGCUCAGGGAGGCGCUGAAGAUCCUGGCGGAGAGGGUGCUGAUCCUGGAGCAUAUAAUAGGGAUUCAUGAGAACUCUGAGGGCUCUGGGUUUGGCAGCCUUUCAGACCCGCUGUCUUUCUCUGGCCUGAAGACCAAGCGGCGUCAAACUGUUCAAAUCCUUUCCCACUCUCCUGAUCUAAAGGAUCGACAAGGACAGGUUCCCCUUUAAAAUUAUGCUUUGAACCCACAUUUCUGUGUGGAAUUGUGAGGGAAGUGGCAAAUCUUUUUUAAUGAAUGGUGCUUUUGGGGCUUCAGAUUGAGUCACUUGCAGUGACUUGAGACAUGACUGUAGAGUCUUCCUCAGCAGACUUGACUUGAUGUUCCGGACUUGUGAGCAGUGUUAAAUUGUUUUUGUCUUCUAUAACUUAAGUAGAGUUACAACCUUUGGCUUUUUUUUUACAUCGGUGUUUGUUGCCCACUUGAAAUGAAUAUAAGUAAUUGAAUAUUUGCUGCUCUCCACUUGUUUGUACGUAAAGUAUGACCAUGGAUUGAUCAUUUCAGCUACAAACUUAACCUGCAAAAACAUCUUCUGAGCCUCUCUGGAUAUUUUUUCCUUCAUAUUUCUUAUCGUACCUUAGAUUUUUUUACCUAUUUUUCUAUAUUUUACAUUUUUUCUCCUACAUGAUCUGUUGUUAUAAUGUUCUUAGAGAGAUGUUAAAAACUUAUUGCAAAUGCAAAAGGAUUUAUCUAGUCUUUCUCAACUCCUCUUUCUUCUACAACUAAAUUAUCGCAACACAAAAACUACAACAUAUUUCUAAAAUUAAUAUGCAUUAAAUUUGGUCCAAUAAAGUUCUGAUUUUUUUUUUUUUUUUUGGUAAUGUUGCCAAACCCCAAAUGUAUGAUUUAGUGUGGAAAACAUUCUUGCAGUGACCUUAACUUUUGUCAGAUAAGAGUUUAUUCUCUCUUUGCUGUUGUGAGAGACUUCCAUGAAUAUCUGCUUAAAAUCAAACUAAAUUAAAGGAACACUUACUGUAAAACACACAUCUGGAACACAAAGGAGGAAGAUCCUGACAGAGCAGCGAUUUCUAUUUGGCCCGAACACCCUAAGAUGCCGACGGGGAGCUAAAUUUGACAGGAUUACGUUGACUUCUUCAUAAACUCCCUGAGAUUUCUGUUAACACUGAUAUGAUUACUGUAUAACAGGUCUCUGAGAGACACUGUUGUUUUCUGAAUAAAUCUUCUGCCGUGUC